Molecule: messenger RNA, 1720 nt
Organism: Colias croceus (clouded yellow)
Lineage: Eukaryota; Metazoa; Arthropoda; Insecta; Lepidoptera; Pieridae
Product: venom acid phosphatase Acph-1-like
Exons: 11
Coding region: 353-1591 (412 amino acids)
Biological process (GO): dephosphorylation
Molecular function (GO): phosphatase activity
Source: RefSeq, a predicted model, not a curated record
AUGCAAAUAAGUGUCUAGAAAUACCCUUUCUGAGUGAUCUAGAAAUACCUUUUCUGAGUGAUCUUUUUCAGUUAUUCAGUUGUCUAAAUAAUGUGAUGGUUCAUCUGACUAGUAUUUUGUGUGUCAGGUCGCAACGACCGUGAAUUCGCGGAGCGUCCCGCGUGGACUCAGUGGGACAGCACUUCGCGCGUCGUGCACUUCCGCCCUUGCAUCGUCCGCAAUAACGAACAAUCCCAUUGUAUCUGUUUGUGCUAUGAUUCGAGCAUAGUCCUUUGAUAUGUGCACUACUGAGUGAUCAAUACGCGGUUCAAUAUUGGGAUACAAUGUAGAAUUGUCAAUCCGGAAGAGGAAAAUGAAAGAGGGCGGUCGCGAGGAGGAGCCGACCAACGCGGCGGAUGUGGCACCGAGCAUGAGGACCGAACAUACUUGCUGCUGUCUCGGCGUGUUGGUGGGCGUCUCUCUCAUAGCCGCCCUCGUCGCUGUGAUUUUGAUGAAAGAUUCCACCGUCGAAAUCACAGUUCUACGGCAAGUUCAUGUGCUGAUGUCUCACGGCGAGCGCACGCCGGACGAGCGUGAACUGUCCAUGCUGGGGGCGCCCCCACCCGAUCACGUUUUCGUUCCUUACGGCGCAGGUGCCUUGACCAACGAAGGAAAAAUGUUGACUUACGAGAUGGGUGCUUUAUUAAGAAAAAGAUACAAUAAUUUCUUGGGGCCUUAUUAUGAAGCCGACAAGAGCAUGGUGAUAACUUCGGACACGAGUCUAAGUAAGAUGACAGCGCUUUUGAUAGCGGCGGGUCUCUGGCCUCCUACACAAGAUCAGAUGUGGAACGACACAUUUUGGUGGCAGCCUGUGCCGUACCAGUAUCCUUCCAAAGGCGAAGAUUAUUUGUUAUAUGAAGAGAACUGUCCGCGAUACAAUCAAGAGAAACAAAGGCUUUUGAAGGCAUUUAUAGAAGAGGGACUAUUAACGCCUUAUAGAGACCUGUUUCAUAAAAUUGCACAACUUACCGGUACUAAUUUUAGUACUCCGCAUGACGCCUAUCACUUGAACAACUUAUUUUUAAUUCAGGACGAUAUAAAAGUGGCGAAUCCUAAAUGGGCUAAGCAUGUCAAGAGAAAACUAAUGGACGUUGCAAGACUGGAGUACACUAUGAUGUUUCAUAAUAAUCUACUACGAAAAUUAAGUGGGGGUGCAUUAUUAUCCCAAAUAAUAAAAGAAGCGAUAUCAAAUACGCUAGAAGCGAGCACACCUACAGUGAUCGUACGCAUCGGCACGCCCGUGUCCGUUGCCGCAUUGCUAUCCGCGUGCGUCGCUCCCCCACCCCGCUUACCCGACCCGGGCGCAGCGUUACUGUUCGAGUUACACGAAAAGCUACCUUCGACGCAAGGAAAGAAGGAUCAAAUUGUAUUGUCGCAUGGACAGAAAUUCGGAUUUAAGAUCUAUUACUGGGACGACGACUCCGCAGAACCACGACUAAUGGAAGUGCCUGGAUGCAAUGCUUUCUGCCCGUUGGACACUUUCAAAGAAAUAACAAAGUCUAUCGUAUCGUACAAUUAUAAGACAGAUUGUAAACUUGUUCCUAUAACAUGAUAUAUGUGAUAACUUGUGUGCAAUAUUAUGAAUAUGUGAUUAAAUGUUUUAGUGCUUAAAACACCAAAUAUAUCGAAUAGACGAAUAGAGCACUUAUAAAUGAAAUAGAAGUUACAACACGUUGCUUAA